Molecule: messenger RNA, 6913 nt
Organism: Choloepus didactylus (southern two-toed sloth)
Lineage: Eukaryota; Metazoa; Chordata; Mammalia; Pilosa; Megalonychidae
Gene: ASB1
Product: ankyrin repeat and SOCS box containing 1
Exons: 5
Coding region: 92-1123 (343 amino acids)
Biological process (GO): protein ubiquitination; intracellular signal transduction
Cellular component (GO): ubiquitin ligase complex
Molecular function (GO): protein binding
Source: RefSeq, a predicted model, not a curated record
GGAGGCCCGGAAGUGGUCGCUGCCCGCGUUCCUUCCGGCCGGCGGGGCGGGCUCGGGAGGCGGCGGCGGAGGGAUUGUGGCCGCAGGGCCCAUGGCGGAGGGCGGUCGCGCCGACGGGCGCCCCGGGGCGGGCCUGCAUGCCGGAGCCGGGCCGGGGCCCGCAGGUCCUAAUCUGAAGGAGUGGCUGAGGGAGCAGUUUUGUGACCACCCACUCGAGCACUGCGAGGACACGAGGCUCCACGACGCAGCCUAUGUGGGCGACCUGCAGACCCUCAGGAGCCUGUUGCAAGAGGAGAGCUACCGCAGCCGCAUCAACGAGAAGUCUGUCUGGUGCUGUGGCUGGCUUCCCUGCACACCGCUGCGAAUUGCGGCCACUGCAGGCCACGGGAACUGCGUGGACUUCCUCAUCCGGAAGGGGGCCGAGGUGGACCUGGUGGAUGUGAAGGGACAGACGGCCCUGUACGUGGCUGUGGUGAACGGGCACCUGGAGAGUGCCCAGAUCCUCCUUGAAGCCGGUGCAGACCCCAAUGGAAGCCGGCACCACCGCAGCACGCCCGUGUACCAUGCCUCACGUGUGGGCAGGGCCGACAUCCUGCAGGCGCUCAUCAGGUAUGGGGCUGACGUUGAUGUCAACCACCACUUGACUCCUGAAAUCCGGCCCCCCUUUUCCCGGCGGCUCACUUCCUUGGUGGUCUGCCCCCUGUACAUCAGUGCAGCCUACCACAACCUCCAGUGCUUCAAGCUGCUCCUCCAGGCCGGGGCCAACCCUGACUUCAACUGCAACGGCCCCGUCAACACGCAGGGCUUCUCCAGGGGCUCGCCCGGCUGCGUCAUGGACGCUGUCCUGCGCCACGGCUGUGAGGCGGCCUUCGUCAGCCUGCUGGUCGACUUCGGAGCUGACCUGAACCUGGUGAAGUGGGAGUCCUUGGGCCCAGAGGCGCGGGGCAGAAGGAAGGUGGACCCCGAGGCCCUGCAGGUUUUUAAGGAGGCCAGAAGUGUCCCCAGGACCUUGCUGAGUUUGUGCCGUGUGGUUGUGAGAAGAGCUCUUGGCAAGCACCGGCUUCAUCUAGUGCCCUCCCUGCCUCUGCCAGACUCCAUCAAGAAGUUUCUGCUUUAUGAGUAGAGUGAAUCCAGCUGUUGACGGGAUGGUAGUGAGGAGGAAGUGAUCUGCAGUGAACAUCGGUGCUGGUUCCUGUACCCUGUGAGCCACGCACUGGACGUCCGUCCCAGGCCCUGUUUGGCUGUUGGGAAAGAAGAAAUGGCCUGUUCUUGUGGAUUGAAAUUCCAUCCCCAGUGCUUGGCCAGUGGGCACUGCUUGGGUCAUUGUCAGCUGACUGGCUCAGACCAGACUUAGUUUUGUUCUCCCUGGAUCUCUGUUUUGGGUUUCCACAGUUGCAUGUCAGUGAGAUGGGUUGUGAAAUGUGUGCAGGUGAGGCUGCGGUUGGAGGCCCAUUGGAAAAUCCCGGUAGGGAUCCCUAGCACUUCCCAAGGCUGCUUCUACUUACAUUUCUACUUCUAAAUUUUAUUGUUUGAUUAAAGCCAUCUAAUGACUAUCUAGGGGAAAGGGAGUUCCUAUAAAAAGAAGUAGGCAACAGAGAUGCAGUUCAUGAGCUGGCUAGUUUGUUUUCCCUGCUACUGAGGUUAAGUGACACGUGGCAUAUGUCAUACAUGCACCCCUUCCUUCCCGGUUCAGAAUUCUCUCCUUGUGGGGAGACUGUCAUGGUAAUUGUCUUUAUCUAAGGAUGCUUCCUGGCCACAGAGAUUGACAGUUUAUCGCCAAGUCAAAACUUGCAUUUGAUCACAAUUUAAGGCGGUGCCAGUGUGAGGUUCCGUAGUGCCGCCCCCGUCCGUGCCUGCCUGUGCCUCAGAGCACACUGCAGGUCCCCCCAGCCCUCGCCAUUGCACUUUAGGGAGCUUCCAGACAGCGCCUGGUUUUCAGAACUAGCCAGUGACUGACUGCCUCCCCUCGAAACAAGGACCCUUCCCACAGCACUCACUGCCAGUUCUAAUGGGGGAGAAUAGCCCAGGGCGCUCUCGUAGAGCAGAACAUGCCAGAACAUUCAGCCAGGGCCUGCAUGGUCCCAGGGAUUCAGUUGAUGUCCAGAGGGCAAAACAUCUGGAGGUGGUGGUUUGCUCCUUACUUUUGGGGCCUAAAUGUCUUGAUCCUGGAAUCUAAGGAAGGAACCAUUAGUGAGGUCGGAGUCUUCCGCUGUCCGUCCUGGGGUGGUAGUCAGUGAGAGAGGUACCUGGGUUACCACUCCACCUUCCUUGACCGGGUGGGCAGGGCUGCCCCGUAAAGGAAUCACUCAUCCCCGAGGCUGGGCAGCAGUGCACAGGCCUCUCGUGGGUUCUUGGCAGUGGCUUCAGAAAAUUCCCCAGGUGGCUGCUGUUUUUGGUGAAAUCACAUUUCGUUAUUUGAAGCUCUUAGGACUACUGUGUGGAUCCAUGGUGAUUUUAAACUUUAGAAGUGUUGGAAAGGAGCAGAUUUCAAAUCUGUGUUUCAGUUUUCUGUAAAAAUUUGUAGCAGUUGAACUAAUGAUAUUUUAUGCAGUUGAAUAUGUCUGUGUGCUUCAGCUGAUCAGAUAGGCCGUGCCAGCUGCGCAGCUCAAUAUCUUCUGCAGCUCGAGGGUGGACUUGUGACCCCCCACCCCUUGCAGGUGUCAUAGACACCUCCAUGCCAGGAUGCUCAGGCCGUCUCCACAUAGGAAUGUGGGAAGGGUGAGGAGGAGAUUCAGAAGGGAAACACAGUCCUUUGAGGCCUUGAGUCAGUGGAAAUGAUGCCAUUGUGAGCUGUGAUUGUUGCGUCAGCACAGGCUGGCUCCUGAGGCCUGAGACUGGGCUGUGUGGCGCUCCUUAGGGGGCCUGAAACUGGAUUAGCUGGGUUUGUUCAGAGCUCACCUUCUGGACAGGGAGGGCCUUGGGCCUGGGUCACCUUGAGAUCUGGAGAGCCCUUCGAGAGGAGAGGAUGUGUGGGCGUGUCCAAGUGCUAAGGAGUCAGCCCAGGACAGGGGUUGGGCGUGUGUCUGGCAGCACUCAGGGUAGGACUGGACUGAGAUUGGGCUGUGGCUGGGCCAGGAGCUGUGGGGAGCUGGGGCUUUGGCUGGAGGGAAGCACUCUAGGGCUUUGAGCUGCCCACCGAUGGCUCGGCUGCUGGAGGGGCUCCUUGUCAGGAGAGGCGAGUGAGCAGUGGCUUGUCCCUUUGGUAGGGCUGAGAAAGGGGUUUCAGGUGCGGGCAGUUGGCUCACCUUACUUUAAAGCUCUCCCUAGCCCUGAGUCCCCUCUUCCUGCUGCCCUCCCAUCUCAGGGCAGACUAGGGGGCUUCCUGUAGGGGUGCCACGGCACAUUCAGGGUCUGGUCACUGAACGCCUUUAGCAGGGGCAAGUUAAGGACCAGCCUCCCCAGCUCUGCUGUGGUGGAAGGCAGCUCUGUCCUCUCCCAGACCUUCCCGAGGUGUCACCUGGGAUUGCUGUCAGCGCAGAUGCCCACCUGCUGGUGGCACUUCAGCAGAGGCAAGCCCAGGCCCAGCCCAGAGCGCCGUCCUUCUCCUGGCCUGGUGGAGCUGAUGUGGGGCCUGUUUCAGAGCACUGCACCCUCCUUCUGUGUUCCUUUAGAAGGAAUGGACUGAUUAGCCUUUCCUCUUUGGCCUCACCCAGACCCAGCCAUGGAGGUGGUGUGUCUGGGAGAGGGUGAGCUGGGUCCCAGGGUCCUCUCCUGGCCUUGCCCUGAAACGCUGUGUGUCCAGGGCCAGGCUGCAGAAGGCUAGGGCCUCACAUUUUGCUGAGGACAAAAAGUUCAGCUUCCUUUCUGUUCAAACCAGCUUUGUUGAUUUUUUUGGGAUCCCAACAACCUUGAGGUUCAGUUUGAAAGUUUCUGUUUGAAAUUUAAUGGCUGCCAAACAUGAAUCUGGAAACAGUGCAGACAGCUGAGUAAGGUCAUUCACACUUUUUAAGUGACAUUUACUAAGGGCCCCUUUUUCUUUUGGCAGCAAGAAUAGGAUACAGGACUGGAGAGAGCAGCCCUCCCCAUCUGAGCACUCGUUAAACUCCUGUUUCUAAGCCCUGGGGCACCCAGGUCCCCUUUAGCAAGGAAGUGUGGUUGUGCUUGAUGAGGCUGCCGGCUGGCUGGCCCCAGAGCCCCUCCCCAGGAGAGGCGGUGUGAGAGAGGGGUCGGUUCCAGGGCUCUCCUGACCCCCCCAGGGCGGCCCUUGGCCUUGGCCACCUGUGGCUGCUGCCAGCUGGCGGGACUGGGCGGCACGGAUACUUCGGAGGAGGUGGCUCUGGCUUCCUGGGUGUGGGUUUAGAGCCCAUCAGUGUCACCCUGGUCUGUGCCUUUUCAUAUGUUAUUUAUAUAUUUAUUUAUUUAUAUUCUGCUUCAUUAAAAAAAAGGAUUAAGACAGUGAUGCUUGUUUUUGGUAUUUUGUUUUGAUAUAUAAGUUCAAUCAAAAUGCAUUUGUUAAAAUAGGUAAUUUUAAAAAAGGACAGUUAGUAAUUUCCUAAAGUUGUAUAUAUAUCUGUUAUCAGGCUUAAGAGUCAUUGUACUUUUUGUUUUCCUUCCAUGAAUGAAUUCUUCAAAUAAAAGGUUCAUGGGGACAUGGAGAUGAGCACUCGGCAAACAAAGGGCUGAGCCCGGGAUCAGGCUGCGUUAGAGAGGGGUGCGCUGCCCUGGGCUCCGCUGCUGGCUGCCCCCGUGGCUGCCGGCCAGUCCCCGCAGGGGGUGCUCCCUGUGGGCCGGGGCCUGACGUCCGCUGUGCCUUUCCCACGGGGCUUCUGUGAGGACACGUGAGGGAGUGUGUGGGAGAGCAUCUGUGUAGUAGCAGCCCCCAUGCGAAUGUGAAAUGCUGAGGGACUGUUGUCCCUCUUCUCAGGGGAGGCCUGGUGGCGGGGGUGGCAGUGCUGGGAGGAGCCUGCGUCCUCUGGAGAGGGGGCCGCGCCUGUGAGCCCCAGCGGGGCAGCAAGAGGUGCUCGGUCUUCCACAGCACGGGCCGGGGCCCACCCAGCGGGCUCUUUGCAGAUGAGAAGUGGGAAGGCAACAUGGUAACUUAUCUAUAAAGUCGCAUUUUUUCAAUUUAAACGAUUGUCUUUUAUUCUGAGAUUAUGUCCUUCCUACUUUUUAAAAGUAAGUUUAAAAAAUGUCUUUAUGUCAUGAUGACGAUGGUAGAGGACAAUAUUUUUGUUUUCUAAGAUGCUCUUGGUUGGUAACACAAAAUGUAGGCUGCGCUUUGUUAAUCCUUAGAAUUUCUUUUAAAGUUUGCCAGUCUCUGAAGGUCUGUAGUCAGGGAACCACGAGUCUUACUACAGGGAAUGGUUCUGUAUGGGUGAGCCAUUCUCCUCAGACUGUUGAACAGCCACUGCACUGGCGAAGAGAAUCACAGUGUUUCCACUGCCUGGUGGUCCAAGAACAAGUUCUGCUACCACCACAUGCAGUUUUGGGAAGUGUGCCCUUGAGUCCUGGCAGAGACAGAGUGAGUGUCCUUGCAGGGCUGGGCCUUGGUCUUCCGCUGGAUCCAUGAGAGAUGCUCACAGGAGGUUUUUGUGGCCUUCUGCAUGAGGACUGGCCUUGGUGCGGGCCCUGGGAGUCUGGGCACCACCUGAAAGUUGGCGAUGGCACUAGUGAUGAGGCUCUGUUUCUGCCAGCUGGCCUGCCUAUGAGGCACUCUGUGACCAGUCCCUGGCCCUCAGGUGUCUGGACUCCCUGCCAGCCUGCAUCUCGUGCCUUGAACAACCAUGAUCCUCACUGUCUCCCUUGCCCACUUACUCCUCACUUCCCCAGUUACUCUUCACUUAUUGCCUGCCCCCCGCCCCCCAAACCUGCCUCUCGCAGUGGGGAAUAAGAGACUUGAUAUGCAGCCAUAAUGAUUUGUGGGAUUCCUGUCCAAGGAGAAUUCUACAGUGAAGAGCAGAUAUGCAGAAUAAACUAUAAAUCCUAGGUAGAGAAUAGGACGGGAAAGUGGUGGCAGCCAGAGAAGGUAACUUGUUGCCUUAACACAGAAUUGCUGGAAUUCCUAGGGAUCCUUUCUUUUUAAAAGUUGUUUUGAUUUCAAGAUCUCUUGGUAUACCAAGUUAUGUACAAAUGUGCAUCAUUCAGCUUGAGUCUGGUGAUUGCACACAGCUCUCUGGUAUGUGUGAAAUCACAGGACGCUGCUGUAAUUUAGCCAGUGGUGCCCCUGCACUGUCCUGUGGUGUCUGCACAGGUUCCACUGCUGCUGCUUAGUGCUGGGCGCCUAACGUGUGGCAGUGGGGCCUGUGUGCCUGGAGACGUCUGAAGAGAAUGUGGACCACCCACCACUAGCCCCUUGUCUCUUCUUUGGAAAUGAACAUGGGUUUGCCCACGGCAGCUGGCACGGUGACUUUUCUUCCCAUGCCAAGUUAAGAGCCUUCAGAAGUAUGAUGUACACCUUUGAUAAGUUGUCAUUUUAAUAAGUGCUUUAUUCCCCUUUAAUUUUCCCACAAUGCUUUAUUUUGACUGUUUAUCUCAAUGGGUAGAUAUAUUGGUCAUGUGAAAUCUGAGUUUGCACAUUUCAAGUAGAAGUGACUAGCUCUCUGGAAAGUUCCAAAUGAUCAGAGAGAAGGACUUGUCUAAAACAGGAGUCUUCAAACUACUCUGGGCUCUAGGGAGGUACUCAAAAUGUUCCACAGGUUUAAACUGCCUAAUGGGCCUGUUUUACUUGGUGAAGUUUCUGGUUUGAAGAGUUGGGCCCCUAAAAAUGGGUGAAACCCAUGGCUUUCAAGCAAGGUGACAUCAUCCCUGUAAAGCUCUGUGGGUGGGAAAGUUGUGGAGGAUGUGGGCAAGACAGUUGUAUCUGGCCCCUUGUUCCAUGUGACUUAUUUUGACAGUGGGAGUUGGGGUGUGAAAAUUUGGGGUGAACCCAGGAAUGAAUUAACUAAAUAAAGACACUUAUUUGUUCAUCUUUAAA